This is a messenger RNA of Zerene cesonia (dogface butterfly), 5026 nucleotides long. RefSeq names its product AP-2 complex subunit alpha (gene AP-2alpha). Gene Ontology annotation, molecular function: clathrin-cargo adaptor activity. The coding region runs from base 220 to 3009 and encodes 929 amino acids. The transcript has a single exon. Gene Ontology annotation, biological process: intracellular protein transport; clathrin-dependent endocytosis. Gene Ontology annotation, cellular component: membrane coat; AP-2 adaptor complex. The record is from RefSeq and is a predicted model, not a curated record. NCBI's taxonomy places the organism in Eukaryota, Metazoa, Arthropoda, Insecta, Lepidoptera, Pieridae.
AUUUUCAUAGAUAAUGUGGGAAGGCGUUGUAGAAGAAAGCUCAGAGACAGAGUCUGAGUAUUUAAACUAGGCUUCCGAUAUUACAUUCUGCUGAAACUAAGUUAAACAGCCUAUUUCUUUUCACUUAGUGUUAUUCCUACUACGAGUAGAGUGCUAUAUAUUUUAUGUAAAAGGUUCACAAAAGGCAUAAAACUGGUGUUCGAUAAGUCACUUGGCAAUAUGCCUGCCGUCAGGGGAGAUGGUAUGCGAGGACUCGCAGUCUUUAUAUCAGACAUAAGAAACUGUAAAAGCAAAGAAGCAGAAAUAAAAAGAAUAAAUAAGGAGCUAGCUAAUAUAAGAAGCAAAUUCAAGGGCGAUAAAACCCUAGAUGGAUACCAGAAGAAGAAGUACGUAUGCAAACUUCUGUUUAUAUUCUUACUUGGGCAUGAUAUUGAUUUCGGUCAUAUGGAAGCAGUAAAUUUGCUGUCCUCAAAUAAGUAUUCUGAAAAGCAAAUAGGAUACCUGUUCAUUUCUGUCUUGGUCAACACUAAUAGUGAUCUCAUCAAACUCAUUAUUCAAAGUAUAAAGAAUGAUUUACAGUCUCGAAAUCCUAUUCAUGUUAAUCUUGCACUCCAGUGUAUUGCAAAUAUUGGUAGUAAAGAGAUGGCUGAGGCUUUUGCUACUGAGAUACCUAAAUUGCUUGUCUCUGGUGAUACCAUGGAUGUAGUAAAACAAUCAGCUGCACUUUGCCUUCUUAGACUGUUUCGUAAGUCACCAGAAAUAAUACCAGGGGGCGAGUGGACAUCUAGAAUCAUACAUCUAUUAAAUGAUCCACAUAUGGGAGUUGUUACUGCUGCUACUUCUUUAAUAGACGCACUAGUGAAGAAAAAUCCUGAUGAGUACAAAGGUUGUGUCACAUUGGCUGUGGCAAGACUGAGUAGAAUUGUAACUGCUAGUUACACAGAUCUCCAAGAUUAUACAUACUAUUUUGUUCCUGCACCUUGGUUGUCUGUAAAACUUCUGCGUCUUCUACAAAAUUAUACACCUCCAUCUGAAGAACCUGGAGUGAGAGGGAGAUUAUCGGAAUGUUUGGAGACCAUUUUUAACAAAGCUCAGGAACCUCCAAAAUCUAAGAAAGUUCAACAUUCAAAUGCUAAAAAUGCAGUUCUCUUUGAAGCUAUAAGUCUAAUAAUACAUAAUGACAGUGAGCCUAAUUUAUUAGUUCGUGCUUGUAAUCAGCUUGGGCAAUUUUUAAGUAACCGAGAAACAAAUCUACGUUAUUUAGCUCUUGAAUCUAUGUGCCAUCUGGCUACUUCAGAAUUCUCUCAUGAAGCUGUAAAAAAACAUCAAGAAGUUGUUAUUCUUUCAAUGAAAAUGGAGAAAGAUGUAUCUGUACGACAGCAAGCUGUUGACCUACUCUAUGCAAUGUGUGAUAAAACCAAUGCUGAAGAAAUAGUGCAAGAAAUGUUAGCUUAUCUUGAAACAGCUGAUUAUUCAAUAAGGGAGGAAAUGGUCUUGAAGGUUGCUAUUCUAGCUGAAAAAUAUGCAACAGACUUUACUUGGUAUGUGGAUGUGAUACUUAAUCUUAUUAGAAUAGCAGGAGAUUAUGUAUCUGAGGAAGUAUGGUACAGAGUUAUUCAGAUCGUAAUUAAUAGGGAGGAAGUACAAGCAUACGCAGCAAAAACAGUUUUUGAGGCUUUACAAGCCCCAACCUGCCAUGAGAAUAUGGUUAAAGUGGGAGGGUAUAUUUUGGGUGAAUUUGGGAAUUUAAUUGCUGGUGAUACUAGAUCAUCACCUCAGGUUCAAUUUGAACUCCUGCAUUCUAAGUAUCAUUUGUGCUCAGCUGCUACAAGAGCAUUACUACUUUCCACUUACAUAAAACUUGUAAACCUGUUCCCAGAAAUAAAAUCAAGAGUUCAAGAAGUAUUUAGAGCAGAUUCUAAUCUACGCUCGGCAGAUGUGGAGCUGCAACAGAGAGCAUCUGAAUAUUUGCAUUUGAGUAUUGUUGCUAGUUCUGAUGUAUUAGCAACAGUACUAGAAGAAAUGCCAGCAUUCCCAGAAAGAGAAUCUUCAAUUUUGGCAGUUUUGAAAAAGAAAAAACCAGGGCGCAUUCCAGAUGAUGUCAGAGAAUCAAAGAGUCCUCAACCUACUGCUACCCCAGCACCUGUUGUUAAUAAUUCUGCUAAUUCAGUGAAUUCCAGUGCUGAUCUUUUAGGGUUAGCCACUCCUCCUGGAACUACAACAGCCACUACAGGGAAUGGCUUACUGGAUGUUCUUGGAGAUUUAUACACAGCUCCUAAAAUAAGCCCUUCAACAGUUCAACAAAAUAACAUCAAAAAGUUUUUGUUCAAAAAUAAUGGAGUUCUAUUUGAAAAUGACCUCAUUCAAAUUGGAGUAAAGAGUGAAUUUAGACAGAAUCUUGGAAGAAUUGGCCUGUUUUAUGGGAAUAAAACACAAUUUGCUAUUCAGAAUGUACACCCAGAAUUAAUUUGGACAGAUUUGCAUAAACUAAAUGUGCAAAUGAAGCCAAUGGAACCGAUUUUGGAAGCAGGGGCUCAAAUCCAGCAAAUGUUGACUGCUGAAUGCAUCGAAGAUUUUGCUGAUGCACCAAGCAUGUCUGUGUCUUUUGUUUACAAUAAUGUUCCUCAAAAAAUAACAAUGAAACUUCCUCUUACAUUAAAUAAAUUUUUUGAGCCCACUGAAAUGAAUGGUGAAUCCUUUUUUGCUAGAUGGAAAAAUUUGGGUGGUGAACAACAAAGAGCACAAAAAAUUUUUAAGGCACAAGGUUCUAUUGAUUUAGCUGCAACCCGUACAAAAUUAUCUGGUUUUGGAAUGCAGCUUUUAGAUGGUAUUGAUCCUAACCCUGAUAACUUUGUUUGUGCUGGAAUAGUCCAUACCAGGCUUCAACAAGUAGGCUGUCUCAUGAGAUUAGAACCAAAUAAACAAGCUCAAAUGUUUAGACUCACUGUAAGAUCAAGUAAAGAAACAGUUUCUCAAGAAAUUUGUAAUCUUUUGGCAGAUCAGUUCUAAAACACAGGCUAAUUAUUAUGAAUCUAUUUUAUGUAAUCAAAUUGAAAUGCCAUUAGAGAUUACAUAAUAAAUGUCUUUCUUAAUACUGAAAGUGUUUUAUAAAAAUAACAUAGAAUGGUUCAUUAAUUGACCAUUAUUUUCAUAGAUAAUAUGCAUGCUUGGUUAAAUUUCAGUAAUUAUUAGGUAGAAAUUUAUGUAAAUUUUUAGUUUAUAAUUUUUUAAUGAUUCAUACAUAAAGUACAUAAAAGACAAAAUAAUAUAUUCAAGUUUAUUUCUAUGUAGAUAAAUUGUAAAUUUAUGUAAGUCAUUAAAAUGAUCUUAAUAUUAUUUAAUAACUUAUAAAUUUGUUAUUUAUAUCAAUUUUGGUUACUGAUAAACAACUGUGGAUGUAUUAUUGUUUAUUCAUAACAUUUUUAAGUAAAGCGUUCAAGCUACACACCACAUAGAUAAGCUUUUUUUUAAAUUAAAAGUAAUCUUAAGAGUGUAUUAUGUUUAUAAAAAAUUCAAUGUUAAUCAUAUCUAUAAGUGUAACAUUUGGUGUAUAUUUCAUGUUAAAUUAUAUAUUCAAAAAACUGGAACUUUGCUGUUUAUUCUAUAGCUAUAAUAUUAUGCAAUGUAAUAAGAUUUAUUGUUAUGUAGGUGCAGACAACCAAAGUAAAUGGCAAUGAGAUGACACUGUACUCCUUCGACCAUUUUUGUAAUAGUCAAAUUUAUCUUGUAACAAUUUAUAUAAAAAUUUAAAAUGUUAAUUAAUUGUUUGUUUAUUAUGUCAAUAACUAGUAUAUUGUAAACAUUGUACUUUGUAAUGACAAACUAUUUUCUAAAACAAGCUCUUUUUAGGAUUUUGAAUUGUUACAAGUUAUUGCUUUCAUAUCAUGUAUCAUGGCAAUAACAUUAUGGUUAUGUUAUUGAUUAAAGUAAUAUCAUAUUGAAAGUGUCAAUGUAAGAGCACAGGUAGUAAAUUCUUGUAUUGGAUAAAUGUAUAGUGUAUCCGCCUAAUAAAAAUAUACUUACAAAUCAAUAAUACACUGAUGCACAUAUUGUCUUUGCCCAAAUUAUUUUCAUGUUUCAAAAAUCUUGUUGAAAUCAAGUGUUGUUAAAUAACUACUCAGUUCUUUUCAUACUUAACAGCAUCCAUUUUUCAAAUGUUCUAAAAAAGAUUUAUGUAUAUUCUUAUUUGCUGUAAGGUGUUCUUUAAUUAAUUUGAAUAAUAACUAACUUUUAAACUUGUUUAAGAGGUAUUAAAAUCGCUCAAAAUAAAUUCACAUACAAUGCUUGUACAUAAUAUUAAGAAAAUAAUGCUGGUUCGUAAUUGCUUAUAAUAAUAUUUUUGGAAGUUACUGAAUUCAAUGACAUCUACUGUUAACUGAUUUAUUGCGGCUGUUUCUUAUAUGUAUAGUUGUAAUGAGAUUUUCACAAUACUGUUAAUUAUGAUUUCAUGAGAGAAUUAAUCAUUGUUGUUAUGCAUUCCUAAGCACUUGCUUACUGCUAGAUAUUCCUUGAUUAUGUAUAUAUUUAUGAAAUUGUAAAUGUGAAAUAAUUUUAGGACCAUGGUAUUACAUGGACAUAUGUCAUACAUCUGAUGAGUGGAUAUAAAAUUUGUUAAACAUGUAAGUUCUGAGUUUAUCGAAUCUCAUGUAGGGGUUUUUAUUAUCAAGUACCAUAUUAUUACAACAAUAUAGAUUAGGACAUUUGGUAGUUUUAUCGCAUAUUGAAUGUUGUUAUUCUACACUAGUGUAGGUAUGCUGGACUUUCAGUUGCAUGAUAGAUUUGUAAGGUAUUAGAAAAAUGUUUAAAACUGAGUUUAAUCCUACAUUUAAUAUAUAUGUAUAUUACGAAAUGGUUAAUAUAAUAUUAUAAAAGCUUUCAGGUACAUAACUAGAUGUAUUGUGUGAUUUAUGUGUACAAUUUGCAUGAGAUAUUGAGAUAGUCUCAAAUAUGGAUUUAUAGUUGUUUCCCUUGUGCUUCAAAUCAUAUAAUAACUAUUGUCUUAAUAAAAAAUAUUUAAUCAAAUACA